AUGGAUGGUGAUCGCUCAAACAACCGCGUCUCCAACCUGGAGUAUGUAACACCCGCAGAGAAUGCACUCCAUGCAUGGUCAAUCAAGCCUAACAGAGGCCAGCCAAUUCUCUGGAGAGCUUGUGGUACUCAGCCGUGGGUACAUGCUUCUUCACAGUCGGCAGCUGCGCGGUCAUUGGGUGUGUCGCAGCACUGCAUAUUGAGCUGCCGUCGCGGCUUGCGGGCGAACUGUCCCGGCAAUGGUGCAAGUUAUGAGUUCCGGGCUGCUUCCGUGGUUGAGGUAGAGGCAGAGCAGCUUGAUCAUGAGAUAUGGAAACUGGCAAGUUAUCCUGGGAAUGACAGCAGAAUCUCAGGCCUUAUGGUCAGUGAUCAUGGGAGAGUUCGGUCGACAUCCAGAAAUGGCGACGUUGUUUCUCGCGGGUAUCUGAAUGCGAAUGGAUAUCAUGUCGCAUCAAAGAACAAGCGAAAUUAUAUGGUUCAUCGUUUAGUCGCUGCCACAUUUCUUGGCCAACCUGCGCAACCAGACCUGCAAGUCAAUCAUAAAGAUGGUCACAAGGCAAACAAUCACUUGCUAAACCUGGAGUAUGUCACAGCUUCCGAGAACGUGAAACAUGCGUGUGCACUUCAGGCCCGACGGCAGCAAGCCAGACGCAAGGGUAUGCACGUGGAGGCUUCUUUGAAAGAAUCUGAUGGCCAGUGGCUGCAGUUUCACUCCAUUAAGGCAGCUGCAGAGCACACUGCCACAACAGCCUGGCGAAUUUCGCGGGUCUGCCACGGUCAUUUGGCUGUCGAUCCUACGAGCUUGUGGAACUUCAGGUUUCUGGGCAGAAGCUCUGGAGAACCAGACGAGGAGUGGCGCACGGUGGUCUUUGAAGGAGCUCGUGUGUGA
Symbiodinium pilosum is the source of this 888-nucleotide messenger RNA. The record is from the annotation of a GenBank genome assembly. Lineage: Eukaryota; Dinophyceae; Suessiales; Symbiodiniaceae.